CCCAAGGCCACCACCAUCGCGAGCGUCGGCCGACGCAACGCAGAAGCUCGAGCGAUAGAGAGAUUGAGGAGGAGGUGGGAUUACGACGCUGGAGGGGCUGGAAUUGCGAGCUUUGCAAUCGAUUCUACAGCGAGUGGAAUAGAAGGGACCCAGUUGAGUGACGAAGCGAAUCUGUGAGGGGAGAAGUCAUGGCGGUGCUGGAAAGUGGUAUGUUGCGGGGGCUAUGGCAAACCCCGGCAACGAAUAUGGGUUCCGUGUUGAGGACGUCGCAAAAGUUGCCGAGAGCGAGGCCAGCGAGGGUGACUAUGGGAUUGGGUUUGAAGCAUCCUCAUUCGCCCAAUGACCCUUUUCUUGCCAAGCUUGCGGCUGCGGCAUCCACUGAGAUGGGAAAGGCUCAAUUGGCUGGCGCCAGGAGUGAUUCUGAUGGACCUCCGUUGUUAGACAUUCUGACGAACCCGGUGAUGAUGGCAGCUCCAGCUCAGGUGGAGAGGACAUCGGGCUACAACGAGCACAGGCCCCGUCGACCACCCCCGGAUCUUCCCUCGUUGCUCCUGCAUAGCAGAAUUGUGUACAUUGGAAUGCCUCUUGUGCCUGCAGUUACGGAGCUAGUGAUUGCUGAAUUACUUUACUUACAGUAUGCUGACCCUCGGCAACCUAUUUAUGUGUACAUUAAUUCUACUGGAACCUCUCGUGCUGAUGGUGAAACGGUUGGCUUGGAGACAGAGGGAUUUGCAAUUUAUGAUACCUUGAUGAACGUUAGGAAUCAGAUUCAAACCGUAGCAGUAGGUGCUGCCAUUGGACAAGCAUGUUUGCUUUUAGCAUCAGGGGACAAGGGCAUGCGCUACAUGAUGCCUCACGCUACAGCUAUGAUCCAGCAACCUAGAUUACCGUCGACUGGCCAGAUGUCUGCCAUCGAUGUUCAUAUCAGAGCUAAAGAGUUGAUCAAUAACAGGGAUACACUUGUUGGGUUACUAGCAAAACAUACUGGCAAUCCCUAUGAGAAGGUUGCUAAAGUGAUGCAGAGGCCUUUUUACAUGAAUCCUAAGAAAGCAGUGGAGUUUGGUGUUGCUGAUAAGAUAUUGUGGCGAGGCCAAGAAGCUAUGGCCGAGACGAUGAAGACAGAGGAUUGGGACAAGGGCGCAGGCAUCCGUGUCGUGGAGCGUUCUGCAUCUAAUGGGGCUGGAGACUCAGGCCUUGGUUAAUCCUUCCAUUUGUCAGCUUAGAUAGUGACAAGCUGCUAGUAGUUUGUUUAGGUACAGAAACUAACUUGAAGCGUCUUCUUGUAUCAACGAAGUACAAACGAAGCAAUGGGAUGCCAUUUGCAAGGACUUUUCUAAUUUACCUCUCGGACUGUGAGAUCAGGACUGUGUUCACUUGUUGGUGGAUUUGUUUCCUGUUUGCUAA
This is a messenger RNA of Physcomitrium patens, 1404 nucleotides long. RefSeq names its product ATP-dependent Clp protease proteolytic subunit-related protein 3, chloroplastic. The record is from RefSeq and is a predicted model, not a curated record. Lineage: Eukaryota; Viridiplantae; Streptophyta; Bryopsida; Funariales; Funariaceae. Gene Ontology annotation, cellular component: endopeptidase Clp complex. Gene Ontology annotation, biological process: protein quality control for misfolded or incompletely synthesized proteins. Gene Ontology annotation, molecular function: ATP-dependent peptidase activity; ATPase binding; serine-type endopeptidase activity.